AUGGCACUUCCUCCAGCUGCUACCGUGAGUGCGGUGACCGACGUGGCGGGCUUGAUCGAUUUGAUGGGGAUGCAGGACGGGGUCUGGCGAGGCUUUGUCGGUCAGGUGGGCGACCCUGGUACCAACAUCGGCCACCUGGCUGCUUUACCAGCACAAUUGAUUUCAGCGGCCUGCUCCCAUGCUACCAUGCCUGACGGGAGCGCCUUUGUCCCCAUUCAUGCCUCUCAGGUGGGGCUAGUUUGGCGGGUGGCAAGGAAGCAUGUGUUUUUAGCCAAUGGCGGUUUGGAGGCAGACUUCCAAGACGUCGAACCUUGGGACUUCGUGCGGAAUCCUGGACAAGCAGCAGCACCAGCAAGUCCACCAAAGGCAUCAACAGUCAAGGAGAACGUGUUGAAGAUGGCCAGCCUAGUGGAUCAGACGGAUGAAUCUGAGCUGUUGCCGGCUAGCAUGGACAAGGUGCAGGAGUGGACGCAGAGGUACAUCACGUUGAUGAGAGCACCUCCAGAAGAGGAGGAGGAGGCGACAGAUGCCCAGCUUGCAGCACUCCACAAACGGACUGUGUUGCUGGGACACCCUCCUUACGUGGAUUUCUCAGUUUGGACGCCGUUUGGAAGACGUUCACUUAGGUCCCAAAAGUUCAGGACUUAUGUACCCCUUGGUGAUGGCUCCUACAUCAUCAAGGAGCUGCCGGGCCCACAGAAUUUGACUCAGUGGAUGGCGUGCUGGAGGGUUUUCAAAGUGGCGGCAUUGGCACUGGGCAUAGUCAGCCUGGCAGCGUUGCAACAGUACGAGAAGGCCAUUGAGAAGCUGACAUUGCAAUGGCCGUUGGCUUGGGGCUUGAUAGUUUUGGCAGAUGAUAAAGGUCGUGCCGAACGCUUGGAGAAGAUCAGGCGCAAUGUCAUGAUCGACCAGCAGGCGGGCAGGGUGCUACCUUUGGAUUGGGACGAACAAAACCCCUGGUCAGCCUGCUUCAAGUUGCUGGCCAAGGACGAGCAAUAUUGGUCAGAACAAGUUAGGCAUCCUGCAGCAGCAUGGACGGCGGCAGGGAGUCACGGAGUACCUGUAGCGCCGGCUGAAGCCAUAGCUGCAACUCAUGUGGUUGGGGGCUCUGACGUUUUGCAGGCGCCCAAGGAAGAAAAGGAUGAGAGGAGACGACAAGCAAACAGAGACAAGCGGUCAGCUCGUAAGAAGAGACAAUGGGAAGAUCGAGAAGAGCUGCGCAAGUUGAAGAGCCAGAGAUCAGACUCGGACAAGGGUCAGGGCAAAGGACAGAACCAAGGCAAGUGGAAGUCGAAAGAUAAAACAGGAGCAGAAAUAUGCUUCUCAUGGGUGCAGGCCAAAGGCACGUGCGCUGAUGUACCCGUAGGGAUGGAGGAGGACAACGUAGACUGGGACCCUGAUGACGUCAGUGUCAUCCAGGGCGAAUGGCAUCCUCAGGCGCUUGAGCUGCUGCAGUCGACGGGAGACUUUGCAAAGUAUAAGGAGUCCCGAACCUUCAGGUUUGUGCACUUGUUCAGCGGGGCCAGGGACGUGCUGAAGCCGGCGUUGGAGAAGGCAGCAUCCAAGGAGGGGUUGCGCAUUAAGGUGGAGUCCUACGACAGGGACGGGCCGCAGAAGCAGAACCUGGCAGAGGACAGGCCGUACAUGGACCUGCUGGAGACGGUCGACACCAUUGAUGGAAUGCACGCCGGGUUUCCAUGCGGAAGCUUCAGCAUGGUGCGCAACAGGCCGGGGGGCCCACCGCCGGUAAGGAGCCGGGAGUUUCCCUAUGGCCUCCCGACGAAUGAUGUCUUGCAGCAGAAGGAGGCUGACACCGGCACAGUUCUGGCAGUUCGGUCAUCUAUGUUGGCCUCCAAGGUGUUGGACAACCACCGCAAGAGGAAGGUGGGCGAGGUGGCAACAUUAGAAAAUCCACCGGGCUCAGAAGCCGGCCAAGACUGCCCUGCAUGGCUUCUUCCAGAAAUCGUGGACUUCCUGAAGGUUUAUCAAGCACAAAAUGCAUUUUUCAACUCAUGCAUUUACAUGCAGGGCAAGCACCGAUGGCUCAAGCCAGCACGUUGGUCAGGUCGUCUGCAGGACCUUGAAGAGCUGGCGGGAAAGUGCGCCUGUCCAUCAUGGGUGGUCCACGAGAUACUGAGGGGCAAGUACAAGACAUCAGCUGCAGCAGAAUACCCGGCAGCUCUGGCGGAGCGCUAUGCCAACUUGGUCAUCAAGGUCUUCAAGCAGAACCUGCAGUUGGAGUUCUGGAGGUACAAGCUGCAGACCAAGGAAGGCGAGGUGAACAAGCUGCAGAAGAACUGGGUGAAAAGUAGGGAGGCUAGAACGCCACCUCCCCCCAGCACGGAAGGAAUGACUGCCAAGGAUGCCGAAGCUGAGGUUCAGCGUCAAACCGAUGCGAGCCGGCAGAGCAGACUUAGCAAUUGGAAGGUUCGCUUGCAGCAAGAUAACGCUCAGGUCUUUCGAUGGGUGCGGUCCUCCGAAUCGGCGCCCACUGUUACCUUGUAUGACGACGAAGUCGAUCCUGACGACCCAGCUAGCAUGGACAGCUCUGGUGCCUUGGUCAAAAUCGAAUCCUUUUGGCAGAGAGCUUGGAACCGUGACAAUAGCGAUGCUUGGACUCCGCAGCAAUAUCUUCGUGAAUAUGGCGGGGCCCCUGAAGUCGAAGAAAAUUGGAGCCCUGUUUCUGCACAGGCUCUUAGUGCCUCGGCUGCUAGACAAAGGCACCGAGCCGGGGGCCCUGACGGCUGGACUGGCAGCGAAAUGGCAGCUUGGCCGUACAACAUGUGGGCUGACCUGGAAUUUGUGUUUCAAGCCUGGGAGCAACUGGGAUGUUUCCCAAAGUGCUGGCACUUCAUGACACAGGUGAUGCUCCCCAAAGGAAACGGUCAAAGGCUCUCUGACAGCGCCACCCCGACCAGCAAACUUCGACCAAUAAGCCUCAUGUCGUGUUGGUGGAGAAUUUAUGUGAGUGCCCGCUUAGAUGGGGACAUCGAAAGACGUUGGUUGGAAUCGCAUUUGUUGACUACCCAGGCUGGAGGUAGGCAGCCUACCAAGCGUCAAGAUAUGAUGCAGUUAGAAGAGCUGUGCAAUGGAGUGACUGAAAACCUUUUUGCCUUAGGCGCUGCUAUGGGUUUUGGGUCCAUGCUGCCUAAGGAACAAGGCCGCAUUGAAAAGGCAAUGGCUUGUGCUGCUAAGGUUCGUUUGGCUCCUAUCUCAGCAGCUCGAAGAUCGUUUGUUGGCGCACUUGCCGCAGGUAGCAAAGCAACUUACGGGUGGUUGGUCCGUGCUCCCCCUGGAACCGGGCUCAUGUCUAAGUUGGAAACUCGUCUCCGAAGGGUGGGCUACUGCCAUCGCAUGUCCUCUCCUGCGCUCAUUAGGCUGGUGAUGGGUCACCCAGUGGACAUUCAGUUUCAAUCUGGUGCGGCGCUCAUCGGUGCGGUUCAUCGCACUGUUCGUCGGAUCCGAAGAAUCUUCAGUGAUUGGGACCUCUCUGGAGGUCCGGCUCAGAGAGCCAAGAAAUGGCUUCAGUCUCUUGGAUGGUCAUCUGUGGUGCAGGUACGGUGGCAACUAAGGUGGCAGUGCUUUGCGGGUGGUGGGCCCUCUGCUGCGUGGUGCAGCGGAAUGGUGCGGCUUUGCUGCGCCGAGUGGCCGCUGCCGUUGUCUAUGCUGCUGCAGCAGCGCAAGGAGAAGGAGAACGAGUUCUACCUUGGGGGCAUGCGCAACCCAGAUGUAUCAGUCUCCAAGCUGCACAUGGUGGCCAGCAUGGGCAUGGACAUCAGCAGGGCGUGGAACAGGUUCAUCAAGGACAACCCGAAGGCCCUGGACAUUGCAGUGACUUAUGGGGGGCCUGACUGCAAACCCGACCUGGAGACGGCCAACAAUUGGAGGGCCGCUUUGGAAAAGAUGCUGAAGGCCAAGGAGUUCGAGGACGUCAUCAUCAGGGAGGACUAUGAGUUCCGAACCCCGCUCAACACCAAGUUGCUGGCGGCCUGGCAAAGGGCGACCCGAGACCCGGAGGUGCAUGUGGUCGAUUGGGCGCGUCGUGGGGUGCCCUUGGGCAUGAACAAGCGCAUCGACACUUGUGGCAUCUUUCCAGCAGCCCGGGACGAGUACAUGGAGCAUGGUGAUGCACCGCCCCUCGAGCUGAUGGAGAACACCCGUAACUACACCAGCUUCUACGACCUGAUGGAUGCGGCCAAAGAGGAAAUCGGCCGAUAUGUGGACAAGGGCUUUGCCAUCGUCAGGGACAUGGAUUGGAUCGCUGGCAGAUUCAGCUCAGGCACGGUUUCCAGAAUGGGGCUCAUUCAGAAGGUCAAGGACGAUGGGAGAGUGAAGAACAGGGUGAUAGUUGACAUGCUCCGCUCUGGCGGCAACUCAAGGAGCUCAGUGCCUGAGAGGUUGAUCCUUCCCCGCGUUCAGGACGUGCUGCAGGGCGCAAGGAGGCUGUAUUCAUUCCAGGACGACCUGAAGGCAUUGGCAGAACGAGAAGGGUGGAUGCCAGAGAAGGAGGCUGACCUCCACAAGUGGGAAUUGGUGGGAGCAGAUUUGGCAGACGCCUUCUGCCAUUUUCCGGUGGACAGAGAUGAACUGUCAAAUUGCAUCUGCCCCGGGCUGGAGCCAGGCCAAUUCAUCUUGUACACGGCGCUGCUCUUCGGCUUCAAGGCAGCCCCACUUCUCAUGGCCAGGUUGGCGGCAAUGUUCACGCGCUUCCUGCAGAGCCUCUUGGCAAAGGGCGAGGGCGUCAUUCAGACCUACAUGGAUGACCCGCUGAUCUUGUUGGCGGGAACGGACGCCAGGAGAAACCGCACCCUGGCCUUGCUGCUCUACAGCAUGUGGGCGCUGGGCAUCAACAUCGCCUAUCACAAAGGCGAACGAGGGCUUCGAGUGACAUGGAUUGGGGUCGUCUUCGAGCUGGACUUGGAGCGGGAGGUGCUCAAGCUGACGGUGUCCCGCAAAAUGGCGAACGAGCUUCAUGAGAAGCUGAAAUCCUGGGAAACAGGCAUGAUCAGCCUGAGAGACCUCAGGGCGACGACCGGAAGACUCAGCUGGCUGGCCGGGAUCCUUCCGAGAUGCAGGUGGGCCGUUUCCAUCCUCUACGCCGUGGUGGCUGCAGCCGAAAAAGACGCAAGAGACGGCACGGAGGAAGCAAGGGCGGCCAACAGGCCAUCGGAUCAGAGGCCAAAGCCCUUCCUGGUCCCUGCCGCCCGGGUCAAGUUACCACGCCAAUGGCUCGUGACGUUCCUGGAGCGGGCCGAGCAGUUUAUGCUGCGCACGGAGGCGUUCUACCCCAUGCACCCGGACCUGGCCAUCAUCACUGACGCUUCUCCCCAAGGUGUAGGAGCAAUCCUCUGCUACGUCAACUUGGGCCGUGGGGAACUUAUCCCAUGGGCAGCAAUGGAAGCCCCAGUGCGCAAGGAAGACACGGACUGGCUGGGGCUGGAGUUUGGUGAGGCCUCUUCACAAGGGGCCCUCGAAGCAUGGGCAGUGCUGCUGGCGGUGCACAUGUGGAAGACUCGCCUGCGGCAAGUGCCACUGCUCAUCAAGUCUGACUCGACGGUGGCGCUGGCAAUCGCGCAGAAGCUGUCUAGCCCCUCCCCCACAGUCAAUUGGGUAGGGGCUGAACUGGCGUUGCGCCUCGAGUGGCUGGACGUGCCCAAGCUCAUCGUGCACCACUUGCCGGGGCGCUUCAAUGUAGAGGCAGACUGGCUCUCGCGACCACACGAGCGCCCAGCCGAAGUGCCAUGGGCGUUGCGAGGAGUCAAGAUUCAGAAAUUCGAAGGGGAGGCCAGGCGGCGUUCCCAAGUGCCGCCCCCCGGCGUUGCCCCCCAGAUGUGGGGUGCCAAAUCUGAGACCAUCUUGCAAGCUUUCGAGAGCUUGUGA
Molecule: messenger RNA, 5880 nt
Organism: Cladocopium goreaui
Lineage: Eukaryota; Dinophyceae; Suessiales; Symbiodiniaceae
Source: the annotation of a GenBank genome assembly